UUAGUUCACAUUGACCAGCUGAUCUCGCUUCGCGCUAGACGCAAUAAUUACAUAUACACAUCUGGCAUCGGCGCUCACAAGCUGCACAUCGAAGCAGCCUCUUGGAAUUCGGCUCGGCAUAAUUGUCAAGAUGAAGGUGGUCACUUGGCAAUCAUUAACUCCGUGGAAGAGGCUCAAGUCAUCCGUGAACUCGUCGAUACAGCAGACAUAGAAACGAUUUGGAUCGGUGCCCACGACUUGUUUAACGAGGAUGAAUUCGUAACCAUAGAAGAUGAAUCGAUAUAUAAAGCAGGAUACAGCAUGUGGGAAAGAGGAGAGCCAAACAAUGCGGGGAGUAACGAACAUUGUUUAGCCGUUAAAAAAGAUGGCAAGUUUGACGAUCGGGAUUGCAAACAGGCCUUCAGCUACGUAUGUGAGAUACGUUACCCCCAGGUCUAUGUAUAGAAAGGAUCUGUUCAUGCGGCAACUGCCCCAAAUUCCGAUUAUUAAGUUUCAUAACGAUUAUUAAAUUUCGUAAUAUGCUAAGCCAGAAAAGUAGUACAUAAUUCAGCGUUACUCUUAUUCGUUGAUAUUAUAUAUAGAACAAUGGUAUAUAUUGCUAGAAACUCAAGUGGAAAUAAAUGGUCAAUUUUGUAAAGCGAUUCGAGUAUAAUGUACGAAAGAAGUCGUUGUAACGAUGAAUAAAAUUCGAUAGCAUUAAUUUAUUUAACGAUUUCGAAAUAAAUACAGAAAAGUACAAACAAAUGCUGAUCCUUUUUUCAACUUGGAUUACGCUUAUCCGUUAUCUGGAGCGUAGAGGAUUGCCGCUAGCUGGUUAGAAUAUCGAUCAAAAUAUUACCUCGGCGUGAUAAAAAAUUUCAAUGGAUACCUCGCACUUAUGCGUGAAGAAAAAUUGAACCUCGCGCAUAACAGAAUUAAAAAUGCAUUCUCAAACUAAUCUCAUGAUCGAGUCGAUCAGCCAACGAUUCGCAUAAUCGCGACUGUGGGCGCUGUAAAAAAGAUCAACUCUGGCGUAGAGGUGAACCAG
This is a messenger RNA of Neodiprion virginianus, 1027 nucleotides long. Its product is annotated as hemolymph lipopolysaccharide-binding protein-like. Lineage: Eukaryota; Metazoa; Arthropoda; Insecta; Hymenoptera; Diprionidae. The record is from RefSeq and is a predicted model, not a curated record. The transcript is spliced from 2 exons. The annotation marks the transcript as partial.